This is a messenger RNA of Linum tenue, 546 nucleotides long. The record is from the annotation of a GenBank genome assembly. NCBI's taxonomy places the organism in Eukaryota, Viridiplantae, Streptophyta, Magnoliopsida, Malpighiales, Linaceae.
AUGGCCUCUCCUUCUGAUAUCGUUAUCCACAACGGCGCCGCCGCGCAAUACCAGCAGCAGCAGAAUCUCAACUUGCAUUCCCUCCCCCCAGCCCCCGCCGAAUCUCAAGUCGCAGUUGGCCGCCCCCGUCGAAGGUCUUCAUCCGGGGACCGACACAGCAAGGUCUACGGCAGGGGAAGGCGGGUGCGGUUGCCGGCGCUCUGCGCUGCUCGUAUCUUCCAGCUAACCAAAGAACUCGGCCACCGCUCCGACGGCGAGACCAUUGAGUGGCUGCUCCACCAGGCAGAGCCCUCCAUCAUAGCCACUACUGGCACCGGGACCGUACCGGCCGCCCCCAUCUCUUCCUCCGCCCCGGUGACCGCUUCUCCGCCGUCCAUCUCCUGCCCUGUCUUCACGCCGCCUCCUAGCUGCCGUCUCGGCUUGGAGUACCGAAGCAUGCCUUUCACCGCUCUUUUGCUACAGCCACUGCCCCCCGGUCCCGGUGAAGGACGGCGUCAGCAGGAACAGGGUCAUGGACAUGGAGAGAGCAAGGAACAAGAGGCAUAA